Messenger RNA from Brenthis ino (lesser marbled fritillary), 504 nucleotides. The record is from the annotation of a GenBank genome assembly. Lineage: Eukaryota; Metazoa; Arthropoda; Insecta; Lepidoptera; Nymphalidae.
AUGUUAGGGAAAUUAGAAUUUUUGGUUGUUUUAUUAUUGUUUUGGGGGGUAAAUAGUUUCCCCGACGGCGCGCCUGUGGACGCGUGUGUGAAGGAUCGCGCGAAUCAGCCCAACCACGGACAGCAUCGCACACAGCCGUUGUCCACUCUGCCUUACAGGAUAAUCGCGUCAUCCUCUUAUUAUGGACCUAACUCGAGGAUUACAGUGUCCAUUACUGGGGCGGAACCUUUUAAAGGAUUUUUCGUCCAAGCUCGUUCAGUAGAGAAGAAUCAAUGGAUAGGGUCGUGGGAGGAAACACCAAAUACAACUGCUAUACCAGAAUGUUCGGCGAUCACUCAUGCCGACCCGAAGGAGAAAAUAAGAGCAACAUUUGUAUGGAAGGCCCCUGAGAAUUCGCAAGGCCGUGUGUACUUUACAGGCACAGUCUUGAAGAAUUAUGGAACGUUUUGGGCAGAUCUUAUUGCAGUAGCGCCACAGGACCCCAACGCGUUGCAAGUGCUAAUU